This is a messenger RNA of Dendrobium catenatum, 876 nucleotides long. RefSeq names its product skin secretory protein xP2-like. The transcript is spliced from 5 exons. NCBI's taxonomy places the organism in Eukaryota, Viridiplantae, Streptophyta, Magnoliopsida, Asparagales, Orchidaceae. The coding region runs from base 1 to 876 and encodes 291 amino acids. The record is from RefSeq and is a predicted model, not a curated record.
AUGUGGUGGUCCGGCGGAGCUCAGGGCCUCAAGUGGUGGUCCACCAGAGCAAUGACGUCAAUCGGUGGUUCGGCGGAGGUGAGGGCUUCAGACGGUGGUCCGGCGAAUGGGAGGGCCUGCGACGGUGGUCUAGCGAAGGUGAGGGCCUCAGGUGCUGGUCCAGUAAAGGUAAGGGCCUUCGAUGGUAGCCCGGUGAAGGCGAGGGCCUCAUUCGGUGGUUCGACGAAGGGGAGGGCCUCCGGCGGUGGUCUAGCGAAGGUGAGGACCUCAGGUUGUGGUCCAGCAAAGGUUAUCGCCCGGCAAAGGUUAGGGCCUCCUACGGUAGUCCGGCGAAAGGUGAGGGCCUCCUACGGUGGUCCGGCUAAGGUUAGGGCCUCCGGUGGUGAUCCGGCAAAGGUGAGGGCCUUAGGUGGUGGUACGAAGAAGGAGAGGGCCUCAGGUGGUGGUCCGAUGAAGGGGAGGGCCUCCAGUAGUGGUCUAUCAAAGGUGAGGACCUCAGGUGGUGGUCUGGCAAAGGUGAGGGCCUCCGGCAGUAGUUCGGCGAAGGUGAGGGCCUUCUGCGGUGGUCCGGCUAAAGUGAGAACCUCAGGUGGUGGUCCGUUAAAGGUGAGAGACUCUGGCAGUGAUCUAGCAAAGGUGAGGGCCUCAGGUGGUGGUCCGACGAAGGCGAGGGCAUCUGGUGGUGGUCCGGCGAUGUCCAAGGCUCCUCUUUGUGCAAGAAGGUCCAGAUAUCCCCCUUCUUCCUCCAUUCUUUCAAUUGAGACCUUCCCUUGGCCCUGUAUGGGUGGUAUCCGUCGUACAGGCCCAAGGCCCCCUUUGUACAAGAAGGUCCAGAGAUCUUCCCUUUCUCCCUCCUUUCUUCGAGAGAUCCUAUGA